UAAGUGUUUCACAAAUUAAAUGAUUGGUUGGUACUUUUGUAGAUGAGGUAUUUGAAGCCAUCCAACUUGUUUCAUGAAUUACUGAAGUCAAAUGCACUUGCAAGUGGCCGUAUUCUUGGGUUGGAUGUGGGUGAUAAGUACGUUGGUCUAGCUGUUUCGGACACAACAAAUAAAGUUGCAUCACCUCUCGCUGUUCUCCUCCGCAAGAAAACAAAUAUUGACUUGAUGGCCAAAGAUUUACAGGGUUUGGUUUCUGAACUCAACUUGGGGGCCUUUGUUUUCGGCUAUCCAUUUGAUAGACAAAAAAUUAGUCGAGAUGCUGUGCAGGUGAAGUUAUUCAUUGACGACCUUUGUCGGACAGGGGAGCUUAGAGGUGUAAACUACACCUUUAGGGAUGAAUGCUUCACAUCUAAGAAUGUCGAGUUCUUACUACAAGAUUUAAAGUUUCACCCAACACAGUCGAAGACCAUGUUAGACAAAUUUGCAGCAGUUGGAAUACUUCAGGGGUACCUCGACUUUGUUAACAGGAAACUCGCCUGAGAA
Solanum verrucosum is the source of this 543-nucleotide messenger RNA. RefSeq lists its product as uncharacterized. NCBI's taxonomy places the organism in Eukaryota, Viridiplantae, Streptophyta, Magnoliopsida, Solanales, Solanaceae. The transcript is spliced from 6 exons. The record is from RefSeq and is a predicted model, not a curated record. The coding region runs from base 43 to 540 and encodes 165 amino acids. Gene Ontology annotation, biological process: rRNA 5'-end processing.